Pedinophyceae sp. YPF-701 is the source of this 1638-nucleotide messenger RNA. The record is from the annotation of a GenBank genome assembly. NCBI's taxonomy places the organism in Eukaryota, Viridiplantae, Chlorophyta, Pedinophyceae.
AUGGAAGCUACCUUCGAAGGGCUGCUGCGCAGCGUGCCCGCGGUGCUGCAGACGCUGCCCGACGACAGCAAGCGCAGCGUGGCGGCGACGUCGUGGAGCGCGCUGGCGGCGGUGCUGGAGCGGACCCGCGCGACGCUGCGGCUGUCCGCGGGCGGCGACCUGCUGCGUUCGAUCGCCCAGCACAUGAGGCCCGGCGCGAGGCCCGCGCUGGGGAGCGUGUGCGUGAGGUGGCUGGCCGAGGCGACACUGGCUGCCGACGAGGCGGGCACGUUCUUGGCGGGGCUGUACGCGUUCGUGGAGCAGCAGGGUGGCAUGUCCGACGACGAGGAUUGCGCGGACGUCCGUGACUGGGCAAGGUCCCAGUACGGGUCGAUGGACGAGGAAGAGGCUGGUUGGGAAACAGAAUAUGAGAUAUUCGAUCUGCUAGCCGUCGCACAGGAGUGCGUGAAGCUCGGCACCCCCCUCAAGCUCCGCGGCGUGACGGCGGUACAGGAGGACUUUGACGGUGGCGACCGCGGAGGCGUGCUUCUGGAGCUGCUGCGCCUGCCGUCCGUGGCGAGCAACCUGCGCCAGCUCAAGCUGGAGCGCUUCCAUCUUACGUCCGCUGAAUUCACCGAGCUGAUGAAGGUCCUGCGCACCACCACAAAGCUGGAGCAGCUGCUCAUGUGCUACUACUACCCCGGAGAGAUACAGAUCUCGCCUGCUGGCAUGGCGGAGCUGAUCGACACGGUCUCUGGACUGGAGAUGCUGCGCGAGCUGAGGCUCCCUCCUCUGCCCGAGGCAUCCGGCGGCGCGCUUCUCCGGAUGCUCGGGAGGCACAAGUCGCUGGAGGAGCUGCACCUGGUCGUGCUGAAACCAGUGAUUGACGAGACUGCUCUCGAGUCGAUGCUGCGCACGAGCACGACGCUGAGGAAGCUCCUCAUCGUCGAUCGUUCCGAUCUGUACGACGGUUCUGAAGAAGAGGGUGAGUGGAUCUCUGCGGAUGUCGGGAAGGCUCUGAGCGCUGGACUCUCCCAGAACAACACGCUGCGGGAACUGCACGUCGGGGGCGACUGGCUCGAACCCGACGACGGCGACAUCGACAGCCUGCUACAGAACACAAGCCUGCAGCGCCUCGACCUGUGGGGAUCUUAUGACCGCAGAUGCAUCUCGCCGCUCAAACUCGCGGCGGCGGUGAGGCGGGGCAGCGCGCUGCGGGUGAUGCACGUGCCAGGCGGUCUGGUCGGCGUGGUCGAUGUCGCUCGAGCGCUGUCGUCGAGGUCGUGCGUGGUCGAGCUGCACGUCGUUACGCCCCGGACUCUCAGCGAGCUGGUGCCUGGGUUCGUGCGCGAGCUCGCGAAGGCCAUCGCUGACGGAGCGCUGGGCCGCACUCUGGAGGCCCUCAGAAUCUUCGACAAGUCUAGGGUCGACAGUCUUCCCUUGCGUGGGAUGCGGGAGCUGGUCGAUGCGAUGGUCGAGCGGCGGCAACUGGGGAAACAUCACGAGAUCGGAGCGGCGCUCUGGGCGGCAUCGAAGGCGACGCCGAAGCAAGACAUCCAGAAGGAGGUCGACGGGCUCAAGGGCAGGCUGCGUCGCACGUACGAGGAGGGCUGGGGACGCAUCAAGCUCCGCAUUAAUAUGAGCCCUCGAUCAACGUAG